Lineus longissimus is the source of this 2346-nucleotide messenger RNA. RefSeq names its product protein fuzzy homolog. The coding region runs from base 1 to 1272 and encodes 423 amino acids. The transcript has 9 exons. NCBI's taxonomy places the organism in Eukaryota, Metazoa, Nemertea, Pilidiophora, Heteronemertea, Lineidae. Gene Ontology annotation, biological process: non-motile cilium assembly; vesicle-mediated transport. The record is from RefSeq and is a predicted model, not a curated record.
AUGGCUGCCUAUCUUCUCUGCUUGACUGAGGAGGGAGGGGUGCCAAUUUUCACGAAAACCAAGGGUGAUUUGAAGCUGCUCCCGUUCCCUGUCAUAGGUUCUAUGAAUGGCGUCCAUAUGUUUGCAAGCAAUCAUGGGGUAUCCCUCGUCACAACCACAACUGAAGAUUCAAAAGUCGCCUGGAAAGUGUUUCAUGAUAGUAUUAAGUUAAUCCUGGUGUCGCACGAUGAUCAAGCUAACGACAAAUAUUACCUGCAGUGCCUCGAUUUGCUCUUUAACGGUAUGGUGCUACUCUGUGGACUGGAAGAACUCACAAAAAUAAGGAAUGUCGAGCGGUUAAAAAAAGAAAUUAAGGUUUCUCUGCCCUUAGCCGAGACGUUACUUGAACAAGCUGACCUCCCUCUAAUAUGUGACCUGACAGGCUGUGUCGACAUGGUGGCUACCUCAGAAAGUGCAACGUUACAGAACUGCAUAGAUGCCUUUGCUGAGUCAGCAGAAAGUCCAUACGGGUGCUUAUUUGUCUACGGGAAAGUCGUCGUGGCAACCAAAAAAUGGUGGAAUCUGACAUCCAUGGAACAAAUCUUACUUUCGUUGCUCAUUCACACUCUGCCAAAAUGUUCGUGCCGGGAUUUGGUGGUUUAUCUCCCCGAUACGAGCCCAAAAGUACCUCAUCGCUUGUUGAUGUUCCAGCUCGUGCAAGGCGUUGAGGCGUGUGUAAUAUGCGGGCCAAAACCAUCUUUAGCAGAAUUACAAAGAGAUGUUAGUCGAUUCUGGAGAACAGUUUUUGAACCGCUGAAGACAUUGACGUGGAGUCAUCCCCGAAACUUUCCAACCAGUAUUGUAUUAGAUAAAAACAUUUUAGGGUUUUUAUUGGUGAACAGCGAGUCCAAAAGAUGUCUCUACUCCGUCCACAUACAACAAGAGGCAGAACCAAACACCGGCAGACGACACUGCAAGACGUUACCACCAAAACAAUGCAGAGAAAUUCUCCGGUCAUUUUAUAAAUCUGUCUGUGGGACUCUGUUCACGACAUUAUCAUCACCGAAGAUCAUACCAGCAUCAGCACAAGACCAAGAUCACCAAAUCAGCUCACUCAACCACGCCACACAUGGAACAUAUCUAGUUUCGCCAACUCAUAAAUGUUACGCCCUCAAGAACAAAACCAUCCAACUUUAUGUGCUAUUCUCGUCCAGUAUACCUACAUAUGCCAUGAGAUCCGUAUCGAACAAGACCCUCGGUGCUCUCACAAAGGAUAAGACCAUGCAGUUAUAGCACAAGGCGGACCUCAUAGCUAAAUAUUGUGGACUUUGUUUUUCUGUACUGCACGGGUUGCUUCUCAUAACAGUGUGGUCACAUAUCAUGAUUAUCAUUACAGGCCACUUAUUGUGUUGGACUUGUUCUCUAGUGUGGUACUGUAUGGGAGGGCAAUGUUCGUGACUGUUUUAUUUUUUGUGACUUAGGAAGCAAGCACGAAGAGAAAACUCAUAAAAGUGUCAAUCUACAUGUAAGGCAUUAACCAUUAAAUUUCGGCAGCUAGUGCGUAAGGUGAGGCAGUUAGUUUAGAUUUCGUUGGGGUUGAAGUUCACCUCAACUUACUGGUCUGGUGGCAAGAAAGAUUUUAGUCUGGUGGUCGAACUUUGUCAAUAGAAAAACCAUUAAAGCUACAAAGAUUAUGGCCUAGUGGUAUGUUUUAAUAAUGGCCUAGUGGUAUGUUUUAAUAGUCUGGUGGUAAAUGUACAAAUUUGAUUUUGGUCUGGUGGCCCAGAGGCCAAAAUGGGCAGCGGAGAGCACUGCCAUAGUAUGUGUGGGGAGGGCUAUAAACUUGAUGUAGUAAGCUUACUUUUAUGGGGUUUUUACUGGGAUAGUUGAUAUCCUGAUUAUUACAUAAACAUACCUCAUGAUAUGCAAAUAUGUGCUUACUGCCUUGUGUUUUAAAUCAUUGUAUUGUGCUGUGUGUCUUUUCUUGUCAGCAUGUUCAUCUCGAUAAUAACCUCUUUUUAUAGAUACUGGAGUCUUUAACAUGUAUAUGAAGUUGUGAAGUUCCUAUUUUGCAAUCCCUCAGAGAUCAUGAGGCUGCAUUGAAUGCACCAACUUACUGACUCCGCCAUCCAGUUUAAAAAGUCAUGAUUCUGUCAUUUCACAGGAAUCCAACCUCUCUAAUCAUGCCUGCUCUCACUAAAAUUCAACCUGUCAUAAUGUUAAGAUUUUAGGCUCAAAUUUGUUUAGAUUAUAAAUAUGUUAAAGUGAAAAGUAGCUAUGUUAGAUUGUUAGAAAUCCAGGUCGAUAUGUACAGGUUAGCUUUUGUAGACAAAGGUGUAUAUAAGAUUUCUUAAUAAACUAUUUAUU